AUGUUAAUCAACCGAUUUCAACAAAUAACUUUAUCGAAGACUUGUAUUCGUCGGUACAAAUGGACGUAUUCGAAAGUAUCGUCAUGCGGUACACAUCACAUAUGCUUAAACAAGCAUCAACCAUUAUAUCAAAAUCGAUUCCAGAGUGUAUUGCCUUUUCAUUCGCCUGGUUUAGCUCCAGUGAUCGAUCAAACCGGAUCAGCAUACCACAUCAAUGAUCGAGGUGAAAGCGCUUAUUCACAACGUUUCUCUCGGACAUUUGGUUUCUAUGAAAAUCUUGCUGUUGUACAGAAUACCGAUAAAUGGUAUCACAUCACACCGAAAGGAUCAACUGCAUAUGACGCAGUCUGGCAUUGGUGUGGUAAUUUUCAAUCAAACCGAUGUCCGGUGCGAGAUUCAAACCUCCAAUAUUAUCAUAUUGAUCCUAAGGGAAACAUCACCUCAGGUCCACACUCAUACGCCGGAGAUUUUCGAGAAGGAAGUGCAGUUGUUCGCAGUUUAACUGAUGGUCUUUUUCGUGCUAUCGAUGAAAAUGGUGAUCUACUGCAUUCAUUGUCGUCGUUAUCAUCUCACAAGACAAAUUUUCUUGACCUUGAUGUUUAUCAUAAGGGUUUAGCCCGAGCACGAGAUGAAAAUGGUUGGUUCUUUAUUGAUCGUAGUGGUAAAGACAUUGGACAAGGACGUCGAUAUCGGCAAGUCGAGAAUUUUUAUAAUGGACAAGCACUUGUACAGAUGUUACACGAUGGAUCUAGAUGUAUUAUUGAUGAAAAUCAUGAAAUAUUGAAUCGAUUACAAAACUGUGAUGAUGAGAAUUGUGCUGACAUCGAACAGGCAAAAUAG
This is a messenger RNA of Adineta ricciae, 840 nucleotides long. Lineage: Eukaryota; Metazoa; Rotifera; Eurotatoria; Adinetida; Adinetidae. The record is from the annotation of a GenBank genome assembly.